GUAUCUAUUUGAGUAGAAUCAGAUGCGAGUAUUCUGUGUCACAUUUAGCCUACAAUUUUUACUAUCCGUCUCGCUAUCUCAUUUUUUGAACGAGACGAAUGAAGUAGUUUGUAUCACGUUGUAGGUUAAGAUUGUAACAAUUAUAUUUUUGUAGCAUAAUAUCUAUGGUUGCAACGUGAUAACGAACAAUCCUGUGCCCUCAUAAUCUUUGACAUUGGGGUUCAUUUUCAGAGCAGUGUUUAAAGACUACAAGAAUGUGACAGUGAUACACUUCUUCCUACUUCCAAAACGCUUCCGCUGUCAUCUUAAAGAAACACACCGCCUCUCAUCAAGCAUCAUCAUUAUUUGAUUUGAUAUUAUUGGAGUGGAUCGGGGUGAUAAAGUUGGUAUUGUGAUAGGCUGGGGCGGAUUAGAAUGACCCUGAUUCGCUGUUGUCUCUGAACCCUUUCUGGCACGUAACAAAGGCUCAGCGGUGACUGUUACUUGUGUUCUACCAGCUGCGACACUCGGUGCUCGAUUGCUUUCGACUGUAAGGACCAUGGCGGAUUCAUGGGAUAAUGUUACAAUUCCUGAGUUCAACUCCCUUCUUCAAAUGGAUCCCUACCUCAAACAGUACGAAAAGGACUUCAGGAGGAGGUAUGGGCUGUUUGAGAAGCGUCUGUUCCUUCUGGAGGAGGCAGAAGGGGGCUUUGAUCAGUUCACUAGAAGCUACAGGACCUUUGGCGUGAACCGCAUGGCUGACAACAGACUGGUGUUGAGGGAGUGGGCCCCAGCCGCGGAGGCCCUGUUCCUUACUGGAGACUUCAAUGGUUGGGACAACUUCUCUCACCCGUACGAGAAGAAAGAGUUUGGAAAAUGGGAACUGUGUCUGCCUCCCAAGCAUGACAAGUCACCAGCCAUCGAACACAACACCAAACUCAAGGUUGUGGUCCACACUAAGAAAGGGGAGCGUCUGUACCGUAUUUCACCUUGGGCCAAGUACGCCAUCCAGGCCGAGAAACAAGUCAUCUAUGACUGGGUCCACUGGGACCCUCCUCAACCUUACCUGCACAUCCACCCUCGUCCCAAGAAGCCCCAGAGUUUACGGAUCUACGAGUCCCACGUGGGCAUCGCCUCACCUGACCCUAAAGUCGCCUCCUACACCAACUUCACAACCAAUGUCCUGCCUCGAAUAAAAGACUUGGGGUACAACUGUAUUCAGCUGAUGGCUGUCAUGGAGCAUGCAUACUAUGCCAGCUUUGGUUAUCAAGUCACAAGCUUCUUUGCUGCAUCCAGUCGUUACGGGACACCAGAGGAGUUGAAGCAGCUGAUUGACACCGCCCACUCCCUGGACAUCGUCGUCCUAUUGGACGUGGUCCAUAGCCACGCCUCCCAGAACACGGAGGAUGGGCUGAACUCUUUUGAUGGCUCCGACUCCUGCUUCUUCCACUCCCCUCCUCGCGGGGAGCAUGCUCUCUGGGGCAGCCGCCUCUUCAACUACUCCAGCUGGGAGGUGCUGAGGUUCCUGCUGUCUAACCUGCGUUGGUGGAUGGAGGAGUAUCGUUUUGAUGGCUUCAGGUUCGAUGGGGUGACGUCCAUGAUGUACCAUCACCAUGGCAUUGGCAGUAUGUUUUCAGGAGACUACUCUGAGUACUUUGGUCUUCAGGUGGAUGAAGAUUCCCUGGUCUAUCUGAUGACAGCUAAUCAUGUCCUGCACACCCUGUAUCCUGACUGCAUCACCAUCGCAGAGGACGUAUCAGGGAUGCCAGCUGUGUGCCGGUCCGUGGCAGAGGGAGGGUUGGGCUUCGACUACCGUCUUGCCAUGGCCAUUCCAGAUAAAUGGAUCCAGAUUCUGAAGGAGUUAGCAGACGAGGCCUGGGACAUGGGUAACAUUGUCUACACUCUGACAAACAGACGAUAUGGAGAGAACUGCAUCGCGUACGCAGAGAGCCACGACCAGUCUCUGGUAGGUGAUAAGUCCCUGGCCUUCUGGCUGAUGGAUAAAGAGAUGUACACCAACAUGAGUUCCCUGAUCCCCAUGACUCCCGUCAUCGACCGAGGCAUCCAGCUACAUAAGAUGAUCCGCCUCCUCACACACGCUCUGGGGGGAGAGGGCUACCUCAACUUCAUGGAUCAGAUUAAAUACUAA
Oncorhynchus nerka (sockeye salmon) is the source of this 2128-nucleotide messenger RNA. Its product is annotated as 1,4-alpha-glucan-branching enzyme-like. Gene Ontology annotation, molecular function: 1,4-alpha-glucan branching enzyme activity; hydrolase activity, hydrolyzing O-glycosyl compounds. Lineage: Eukaryota; Metazoa; Chordata; Actinopteri; Salmoniformes; Salmonidae. Gene Ontology annotation, cellular component: cytoplasm. The transcript has 13 exons. Gene Ontology annotation, biological process: glycogen biosynthetic process. The record is from RefSeq and is a predicted model, not a curated record. The coding region runs from base 539 to 2128 and encodes 529 amino acids.